This is a messenger RNA of Lachnellula hyalina, 1482 nucleotides long. RefSeq lists its product as uncharacterized. The record is from RefSeq and is a predicted model, not a curated record. Gene Ontology annotation, biological process: polysaccharide biosynthetic process. Gene Ontology annotation, cellular component: membrane. Lineage: Eukaryota; Fungi; Ascomycota; Leotiomycetes; Helotiales; Lachnaceae. The transcript has a single exon. Gene Ontology annotation, molecular function: acyltransferase activity, transferring groups other than amino-acyl groups. Bases 1 to 1482 code for a protein of 493 amino acids.
AUGGGCCACACCUAUGAUCCCCAGGCCCUCCUAGCUGCCGUCAAAGACGACAUAUCUAAACAUCCUCAUCACACAGUCUUUACCUCAUCAGCCAUGCGAUUUCUACAAAAGUUAAUGUUUGGGCUUCUGCCCAGCUUCAUUCAACGGCGAAUACGCCCGUUGGCCGCGAAACAACAAAGAUUACAUCCGACUUCAUAUUUAGAUGGUUUGCGUGGAGUGGCAUCAUUCAUAGUCUUUAUGGGACAUUACACCGAAGAGAACAUUGGUUGGUUCGCAGAACCGUACGGAUUAUAUGAAGACGGAGCACCAUCUUCUCCGUUACAACUACCUGGAAUUCGAGUUCUAUACUCCGCCCGACCAAUGGUACACAUCUUCUUCAUCAUUUCUGGCUACGUUCUUGCCUACAAGCCCCUCAAGCAGAUUCACACGCAACAAUUUUCGGCAAUGGCAGGCACACUCUCAUCCUCAGUCUUCCGUCGUGCUCUUCGACUCUUCCUCCCAUCCAUUAUUGUCUCAUUUAUCAUGGCCCUCAACGUACAUUUCGGUCUUUCGGACGACAGAUACGCCUAUCAAUUUGUCCAGUUCUCCUCACAAAUGAGAGAUUGGCUGUCUAUGUGCUGGGCUCUGCUCAGUGCUUCAUGGGAUAUCAACUUUCUAUCAUCUCCUGAAUUACUUUACAAUCCAGCACUUUGGACUAUACCUAUCGAGUUUGCACAGUCGCUUCUUCUCUUUACAGUCCUUCUCGGUUUAUCCCACUGCGUCUCACAAAUUCGACUUAUUCUCCUGGCAGGAAUCAUGGCAUUCUGUUUCUACGGCGGACACCUCUACUCUGUCGAGUUUCUCGGCGGCAUGUUCAUUGCAGAAAUAACACUCCUAAACGACGCAACAUUAUUCACACCAAUAUCCAGCCCCACGACCCUACCGAAGUAUAUCAUUGAAGAGAAGCUGGGGAAACAGGAGAAAGCCGAGUGCAGCCCUACCAUCAAAGAAAGACUAUUACAAGCUUUCUGGAUCGCCAACCUGCUGAGUGGCCUUUUCAUUGGAUCCUGGACGAACAGCCACCCCGAAGAAGUCUGGGGCAUCGCCUUUUUAGACGCCCACACCCCGCAGCCCUACGAAGGCCAACGAGUCUGGUUCUGUCUCGGCGCCUUUCAGAUUGUGCUAGCAUGUACGCAACUGAAAUUUCUGCAGCGGUUGUUCACUACGCCCGUGGCACUCUAUCUAGGCACUAUUUCCUACGCCUUGUAUCUUACGCAUAACUUGUGUUUGACAAUACUCGAGCCUCGGAUCGGACCUGCUAUCAACAUGCAUAUUGGGAGAGCUACGCUUUGGGAACGGCAUUUGAGUUGGGCUGUGGGUUUGGCAGUUUAUCUACCUAUCAUCAUCUGCGUCGCGGAUUUGUUCUGGCGGCUGGUCGAUGCGCCGACAGUCAAAUUUGCGAGAUGGUUUGAAGGGAAAUGUGUUGUGGAGAAAAUGUCCUGA